UUUCAGUUUCAGAUUCAGAUUUGACAUUUUGACAAGAGCAAGCACGGGUUAUUCUUGUCUUCCUAUUUGUGAAGUUUGUGAAGGCUAAAAUAAAUGGAGACCAUAGGAUAAAAUUUUAAAUUAAUCAAUUGUUGAGACCGUGAAAUUACUUCUUAAUCAGUUAAAAUGGCAUCCAGAGUUAUGAAAAAGAAUACAUUUAAUUUGGGCCAAAGGAUCUUUAGGGCCCAAUCCACAAUGUCAGCCUUUGAACUUCAACAUAAAACACCCCUAAUUAAGAAACAAACCUCAAUACCCAUUGCUUUAUAUGGAGGUAGACAUGCAGUUUCAAUGUUACCUGGAGGUGGCAUUGGUCCAGAAUUAAUGGCAUAUGUAAGGGAGGUAUUUAAGUAUGCUGCAGCACCAGUAGAUUUUGAAGUCAUUGACAUAGAUCCAAAAUCAGAAUCUAAUGCAGAGUUGGAAUAUGCACUUACAUCUAUAAAACGGAAUGGUGUGGCCAUUAAAGGUAACAUCGAAACAAAAAGUGAAAGUGCUGAAGUCAUAUCAAGAAAUGUUGCAAUUAGAAAUGAAUUAGACCUUUUUGUCAAUGUUCUCCAUGUUAAAUCAUACCCAGGUGUCCCUGCUAGACAAAAAGAUAUUGACAUUGUAAUUAUCAGGCAGAAUACAGAGGGUGAAUAUGCUAUGUUAGAACACGAGAGUGUAGAUGGUGUAGUAGAGAGCAUGAAAGUUGUGACAGAAUCCAAUUCUGACAGAGUUGCAAGGUUUGCUUUUGAAUGGGCAAAGAACAAUGGUAGAAAGAAGAUAACAACUAUCCAUAAAGCCAACAUUAUGAAACUCUCUGAUGGAUUAUUUUUGGAAACAUCAAAAAGAAUUGCCAAAGAAUACCCAGAAAUUGAACACAAUGAAAUGAUUAUAGAUAACUGUUGUAUGCAACUGGUUUCUAAACCCCAUCAAUUUGAUGUAAUGAUCAUGACGAACUUGUAUGGAAGUAUCGUGUCAAAUGUUGUUUGUGGAUUAGUAGGAGGAGCUGGGUUACUUUCUGGAAAGAAUUACGGAGAUCAUUACGCUAUAUUUGAACCUGGUACUCGUAAUACUGGCACUGCCAUAGCUGGAAAAAAUAUUGCCAAUCCUAUUGCCAUGUUGAGCGCUAGUGUUGAUAUGUUAAAACAUUUGGGACACCAACAACAUGCAAAUUUAAUCGAAAGGGCAAUGUUCAAAACGAUCUCUGAAGAUAAAAUUCAUACACCAGAUUUGGGUGGUACCGCCAAAAGCACAGAUGUAGUUCAGAGAAUAAUUGACCACAUAUUACAAUCCGACAUUAGACCAUGAUUUCAAGCCACAAUAGUAUUAUUGAAUAUUUGGUAACAAUGUGUUUGAAUAAUUUAUUAUAUUUUAUUUGUAAAUAACUACAAUAAAAAAUUUCGUUACAGAA
This is a messenger RNA of Diabrotica virgifera virgifera (western corn rootworm), 1429 nucleotides long. RefSeq names its product isocitrate dehydrogenase [NAD] subunit gamma, mitochondrial. Lineage: Eukaryota; Metazoa; Arthropoda; Insecta; Coleoptera; Chrysomelidae. Gene Ontology annotation, cellular component: mitochondrion. Gene Ontology annotation, biological process: isocitrate metabolic process; tricarboxylic acid cycle. Bases 166 to 1326 code for a protein of 386 amino acids. The record is from RefSeq and is a predicted model, not a curated record. The transcript is spliced from 9 exons.